This is a messenger RNA of Lampris incognitus (smalleye Pacific opah), 704 nucleotides long. Its product is annotated as Fc receptor-like protein 5. Gene Ontology annotation, molecular function: transmembrane signaling receptor activity. Gene Ontology annotation, biological process: cell surface receptor signaling pathway. Lineage: Eukaryota; Metazoa; Chordata; Actinopteri; Lampriformes; Lampridae. The transcript has 6 exons. The record is from RefSeq and is a predicted model, not a curated record. The coding region runs from base 57 to 704 and encodes 215 amino acids.
UUUGCCAGCCGGUCAGCCGGUCCACAGCCAUCCAGCGAGCCUCACUGCAGGACAAGAUGGGAUUUACGUCAGUCUGCAUCAAGGCCCUGCUGGGUUUACUGACCUGUUCUGGACCUGUUCUGGCCAACGCCACUCUGAGGGUAAGUCCUGAAAGAUCUCAGUUCUUCAAAUACCACCCCAUCUCUCUGACCUGCGAGGAGCAGAACAACUCCACAGCAUGGCAAGUGAAGAGGAGGACCACCAGUGGAUCCAAUGGAACCUGCAACUUGGACUGGGGAGCCUUAACAGGGCUCUCCUGCAUAAUUAAAGUCCCCUAUCCCUGGGAUAAUGGACUUUACUGGUGUGAGUCGGAUUUUGGAGAGUUGACCCCUUCCAUCAACAUCACAGUGGCUGAUGGCCCUGUGAUCAUGGAGAGUCCUCUUCUUCCUGUGACAGAGGGAGACAAUGUGACACUGCGCUGCAGAACCAAGGCCGCGCUCUCCAACCUCUCAGCCGAUUUCUAUAAAGACGGGUUCUUUAUUAGGACAGAGUCUACAGGAAAGAUGACCAUCCACAUUGCCUCCAAGUCUGAUGAAGGCCUCUACAAGUGCAACAUCUCUGAACUUGGAGAGUCACCAGAGAGCUGGCUGGCCGUGAGAGCGUAUUCUGACGAAGAGAGGAGGAAGAGGAAACUGGAAGAUGUCAUUGUGGAGUCUGAUAUCUAA